UCCCUGGAGCACAAUUCGAUUUCCAAUGAGCCUUACACUUUCGAAUGUCGGGAAGUCUUUGAGUAUCCUUCGGGAAGCCUUAGCAAUCUCAGAGGCACAAAGUUUGGAGAUUUGAUGGGAGAUUCCCGGUUCACGGCUCAUGAACAGUACAAGGAACAUUUCAUGUCUCUUUACUUGAGAGAAAGCUGGGGGAAGGUGGUUGCCACUCUUCGCCCAGACGGCGGCCAAGUUUAUUCUUCCUCUGCAAAGGUAUCCAACUAAGAAGGUAUAGACACAGCACACACAUAUUGGAUUGGCAAGAUCAAAGAUGUGAUGACAGAUAAUUUCAGACUGACGUUGAUGGCUACCUGA
Linum tenue is the source of this 351-nucleotide messenger RNA. The record is from the annotation of a GenBank genome assembly. Lineage: Eukaryota; Viridiplantae; Streptophyta; Magnoliopsida; Malpighiales; Linaceae.